Messenger RNA from Haliotis rufescens (red abalone), 675 nucleotides. RefSeq names its product 60S ribosomal protein L9-like. Lineage: Eukaryota; Metazoa; Mollusca; Gastropoda; Lepetellida; Haliotidae. Bases 89 to 655 code for a protein of 188 amino acids. Gene Ontology annotation, cellular component: cytosolic large ribosomal subunit; ribosome. Gene Ontology annotation, molecular function: rRNA binding; structural constituent of ribosome. The transcript has 5 exons. Gene Ontology annotation, biological process: cytoplasmic translation. The record is from RefSeq and is a predicted model, not a curated record.
AAAGAGCAGACAACUUCACGAUGAUAAUUCCGCUUCUGCGCAGUACAAGCCUUCCGACUUCCUUUUCCGGUCUUGACAUCCACCAGUCAUGAAGACCAUAAAAUCAAGUGAGAGUGUAAGAGCUCCUGAUGGAGUGACUCUUAAGGUUCACUCCCGAACUGUUACUGUUUUUGGACCUCGUGGAAAGCUUGUGCGCAGUUUCCGUCACUUGCCAGUGGACAUGAAGAUCAAGAACGGCAAGAUCCUCACCGUCGACAAGUGGUUCGGCAAGCACAAGGAAUUGGCUGCCACAAGGACUGUCUGCUCACACGUUGAGAACAUGAUCAAGGGGGUUACCAAGGGAUUUUUGUACAAGAUGCGUGCCGUGUAUGCCCAUUUCCCAAUCAACAUUGUGAUCAGCAAUGAAAAUACUACCGUGGACAUCAGGAACUUCUUGGGGGAGAAGUUCACCCGCAAGGUGGAGAUGAUGCCGGGGGUCACCUGCACCCCCUCCGGCAGCAAGGACGAGUUCAUUAUCCAGGGAAACGACAUUGAGCUGGUGUCACGAUCAGCUGCCCUGAUCCAGCAGUCCACCAUGGUGAAGAAGAAGGACAUCAGGAAGUUCCUGGACGGGAUCUACGUGUCCCAGAAGACGACAAUUGUCAAGGAUGAAUAAAUAAAGUAUUCACUGUGGGA